AUGAGUGCGGCUCCGUUAUCUGAAAUCUUCUCGCAGCCGCCUCCAAAAUCAAUGCCUUCUUAUACUAUUUAUGAUAAUGACGUUGAGUCUUCCGAAAAAAGAAAGCAGCAGCACAAAUUAAACUUUCUUAAGUAUAAAGUACAGCAACAUAACAAAAAGGCUCAAAAUGCAUGCGUCGAAUGCUAUAAUGCUUUAUCAAAGGUUGAAUUGGCAGCAUUUGAUUGCUUGAUUGCUGACUAUUUCCUCGGUGAUUGCCAAAUUAACGAACUUCGAGAUUUUAUUGCAUGUUGCGCAAUGCCACCUUUUAGCUUAGUGAAUGCAGAUCGAAAUGAUAUUGCAGUAGCAGAGCAACAUAUCCAAUACAUUUUUAGUAAACUCCAACAAACAUCACAAUCACUUCAGCGUUAUAAAGAUCACAAAAUCGAACCUCAGAAACGCCCAUCAGAAAUUCUAUCCUUCUUGCGUGAACAGAAAUCAAACUUAGACAGAAAUAGAACGGAUAUCAAGCCAACUUCACAGCAACAAAUAGAUCAGAUGUCCUCUCCAAGUAACCAAGCCGUACCUUCCAAUCCUGGCUUCUACAAGUGGCUCCGCAAAACAAUGAAAUCCGAAUUAUCAGAAUCAACAAGAAUACGGCAGUUAAUAGCAAAAGUUUCAUCGAAAUAUAACACCGUUGCCGAUCUCAGAGAAGCUACAGAAAACCUUCGCCAAUCAAAAAUUGCGCCACAAACAAUAAAUUACGAGAUGUGCGGACUUGACAACAUUUUACACUCACCAUAUAUUUCCUCUGCUCAUAGUAAUUAUGUAUUCUUACAAUCAAUGCUCAGUUCCAUUCGCAGCCAAAAAUCAUAUCUCAUUCCUCGUUGUCAGCACCUAAUUUCGCGUUGCCAAGAGAUGAUCACCAACGUACAGCAAAAAACAGAAAAGAUGCGCGCGGAAUCAAUACAACAAUCCCAAACUCUUCGUUCAAGUCUCGAUAGAAGAAUAGAAGACGUAAAUGAAAUCAAAAAGAAAAUCGAACCUUACACAAGAAGCCUUAUCGCAGCCGAAAAUGUCAGUUCGCUUGAAAAAUUUACCGAAAUUGCAGAAGAUCUCGAUAAAAUACUCAGCGAAAAGAUUACAAGCAAAGGAAAUGCCCCAGAACUUCUCAAUUUGCUUAAAGAACUUCGUACAGCCAGAAAAGAUACGCAAACUCUUGCAGAAUUUGAAAUUAAUAAAAUGAUUUCAGCGGCUACUAUUCAAAAGACAUAUUACAAUGUUAUUCGUGAUUUCUCGAAGGCUGAUGACCAAGUUUAUCAAAGUAGUCGUGAGCUUACCCAACUUACAAGUUACGAAAAAUAUCUUACAGAGCUAAGUGAUCUUCUUAAGGUCCGCGACAUAGAGAACUGGAAUCAGAACUUAGCUCUAGUCACAACGGCAUUCUCCGAGCUCCAGGAAGAAAGCACAGCCCUGGCUGAAGCUGUAACUCCAUUAAUUGAAGUAAAAAGUGACACCGAAAGUGAUGCCGAGCUUGAAGCCAUGGAAAACAAGGUAAAUGAGCUUCUUGAAGAGCGUAUAAGGCUUAGCAAAGAGUUAACAGAUAUAGCACUUGAUAAUGCCCAUGCAACAGAAGAACUUUAUAAUACUGUGACGAAAUUUACUGUUCUUGAGAGCGAUUCAGCGAAUUGCAGGUCAGAAUCUGAAGAAAAACAGAUUCUCAAGUUGCAGGAGAAGAUUCUUUGCCCAAUUUGCCAUAAAAAUAGAAGAAAUUGCCUCAUAACAACUUGUAUGCACCCGAUUUGCAAGAAUUGCAUGGCAGAAGCUGGCGGUCAAUGCCCAAUUUGUGGAGAAUCAUUUGAUGAUGAGGAUGUGAAGAUGUUUUGGUUCCAGAACUAA
Messenger RNA from Trichomonas vaginalis G3, 1875 nucleotides. Its product is annotated as histone monoubiquitination. Gene Ontology annotation, molecular function: ubiquitin protein ligase activity. NCBI's taxonomy places the organism in Eukaryota, Parabasalia, Trichomonadida, Trichomonadidae. The transcript has a single exon. Bases 1 to 1875 code for a protein of 624 amino acids. Gene Ontology annotation, cellular component: HULC complex; nucleus. The record is from RefSeq and is a predicted model, not a curated record.